Molecule: messenger RNA, 2282 nt
Organism: Polychytrium aggregatum
Lineage: Eukaryota; Fungi; Chytridiomycota; Chytridiomycetes; Polychytriales
Exons: 2
Coding region: 183-2282 (699 amino acids)
Source: RefSeq, a predicted model, not a curated record
UGCCACAGAGCGCAUGGUGUUCCCGCAUCGUCCAGAUUUGGUUUCGUUCGCGGCAAGGCGUGCGAGCCCAGCAUCUGCCGGUCCUCCGUCAGCUUAGGGAUUCUAAAAUCGGGUGCCUCGACCCUGCCCCAAGAGCGCACUGCAGACACGCACGGUACUUGCCUUCAAACUCCAACGUCAUCAUGGUUGCUGCCAAUAUGCCGACGGUGGAGGUCAUCGAGCACCAUGUAAUCAGCCCGUAUCCGAGCCAACCGUAUUCCGGCCCCAGGCGGGAGAUUGUGCUCUUGAUCCUCGGCGAGACAGGAGUCGGAAAAUCGACCUUCAUCAACGCCCUGCCCAACUACUGGUUCUUCAAUAGCAUCGACGAGAUCCGAGAAGACCAAAUCAUCAAUCUCAUUCCAACGAGCUUCCACGUAUUUGAGCCCGGGGCCCUCACGAAGGGAAAGCUGAUCGAGUCGGGACAACUCUCGUUCCGAUCCAACGUCCCAGUCCACUUUGACUCAGAUUCCGCAUGGAAGAACGAAGUCCGGGGCCAGGGCCAGUCAUCGACUCAGUCCCCACACACCUACGUGCUCGACACCGAGCUCAGCAACGGAGAGCCUGUGACGGUCAAGUUCAUCGACACUCCUGGCAUGGGCGACACCCGAGGCGUCGAGCAGGACAAGAAAAACAUGGACAACAUCAUCCAGUACAUUGCCAACUACGAGAAAAUCCACGGCAUCCUCAUUCUCCUGAAGCCCAACCAGAGCCGCCUGACAACGUUCUUCCGAUUCUGUGUCAUGGAGCUGCUGCGGAGCUUGCACCGCGAGUGCGUCAAGAACAUGGUCUUCCUCUUCACCAACGCCCAGAGCACCAACUUCCGCCCUGGAGACACCAUGGGCUCCCUCUUGCCCCUCCUUGAGCAGGUAUCCAAGGAUUCUGGAGUCAAAAUCUCCAUCACCCGUGACAGCGUGUUCAUGGUCGACAAUGAAGCCUAUCGGUAUCUGCUGUUCCGAAACAAGGUUGCGGUCGAGGAGCACGAGCGGGAAAAAUACCACCAGUCGUGGGACAAGUCUACCAUCACCUGCCGAAGUGUCCUCGAUACGAUAUCACGGCUGGCCCCUCACGAAACCCACCAAACUGCGACUCUCUACCAAGUCCGAAGCCAAGUGCUUGAGCUCUGCCGGCCCUUGGGUGACGCCGCGGCCAUGAUCGUCACCAACAAGGGCAUCAUCGCAGCCCAGCGCGAAGUCCUUAAGGCCGCAGAACAGAAAAUCGAGAAGCUCGACGAAAUCCUGAACGCCAAGUUUGACGUUCCGGUCAAGCGUCCUUUGAGCCCAAACCACCGAAUAACCGUGUGCAUAAACCUUAGCUGUGUUCAGCACUACCAAGAUGACUCUGGAAAUACCUUCACCAAGCAUAUCACCAGAUGCCAUGACCCUUGCCAUCUGUAUCAAGUCGUUUGCCAGGUCAUAGGCGACCCGAUUCUGGAGCAUUGCGCCGCCAUGCGGAACGGCGAUUGCAGGGGCUGCGGCCAUAGCUUCCGCGAGCACAUGCACACUGACUGGGAGCUUGCCUUCGAAACCAAGCCCAUCAUCAACGUGAAGUUGCAGGAGGAGAUUCAGGAAAAGCGAAGCAAUGUGGCCAAAAUCGAGCGCUUGAUUCAGGAGCUGGAGGCCCAUCAAGCAUUCCUCUCGCAGGAAGAACAGCGGAUCAUGGAAAUCAGCGCCAAAUUUGCAGUGUUCGUGAAGCACAACGGCAUCGUUCUCUACAACGACGCCAUGCCCGACUAUCUCGACCACCUCAUAAAAGAUACCCAACAAUCGUCCGCGGGCACAGCCGAAGCACGCAAAGAAAAGAUCAAAGGACUCGAGAGGCUCAAAUUGAUAUACGACGCCGAGCGCAGGCUUCUUGUUGAAGGAAUCAGCAACGACAGCUCAGAGCCGCCAAGUGUGAACGAAAUCCGAGCGUUGAUGAGCCAGCUUGGUGACUUGCAGUUCUCUGGCCAGUUUUUCAAGAGCUUCAGCUCACCGAACGACGCGACGCACAUCGGGUCGAACAACGGGGCGAAUAUCAAGGCGAGCAAUGGAACGCACAUCGGAGCGAACGGCGGCGGUGUUCCCAUGCAGUACUCGACGUCAGAGCCGACUCCUUCCCGGCCAUCAAUCAGUGCCAUAAAUGCUCCUCAAGCCCAUCUGCCCACCCCGGCAAUAAGGCCCCUGGCGCCAUACACCCCUAUUUACGAUAAACCCAGGGUCGGUGUCAAAGAAUUCUUCUCCAAGUUCAAGUUUUCACGCUCCUAG